This is a messenger RNA of Antrostomus carolinensis (chuck-will's-widow), 1172 nucleotides long. It is a transcript of the gene RRAD, whose product is annotated as RRAD, Ras related glycolysis inhibitor and calcium channel regulator. Lineage: Eukaryota; Metazoa; Chordata; Aves; Caprimulgiformes; Caprimulgidae. The annotation marks the transcript as partial. Gene Ontology annotation, cellular component: plasma membrane. The record is from RefSeq and is a predicted model, not a curated record. The transcript has 3 exons. Gene Ontology annotation, molecular function: GTPase activity; GTP binding; calcium channel regulator activity.
GAAACACGUACGACAGAUCAAUCAUAGUGGACGGAGAAGAAGCGUCUCUGGUGGUGUUUGAUAUAUGGGAGCAGGAUGACAGCCAAUGGCUUCAGAACCACUGUAUGAAAAUGGGAGAUGCCUAUAUUAUUGUAUAUUCAGUGACAGACAAAGUUAGUUUUGAAAAGGCCUCCGAGCUAAGAAUCCAGCUAAGAAGAGCAAGGCAAACAGAAGACAUUCCUAUUAUUCUUGUGGGCAAUAAAAGCGACCUGGUCAGGUCCCGGGAAGUCUCAGUUGAUGAGGGAAGGGCCUGUGCUGUUGUGUUCGACUGCAAAUUCAUCGAGACCUCAGCUGCUCUUCAUCAUAAUGUCACGGACCUGUUUGAAGGUAUCGUCCGGCAAAUUAGACUUCGCAAAGACAGUAAAGAAGACAAUGCAAGGAGAAUGGCAAACACAAAAAGAAGAGAAAGCAUAGGCAAAAAGGCAAAGCGAUUCCUUGGAAGAAUUGUGGCAAAGAACAAUAAGAAGAUGGCUUUCAAAGCAAAAUCAAAGUCUUGUCAUGACUUAUCUGUGCUUUAGAAGCUUUCAUCAACGCCAGGUGUUGCAUGUGGGUGAUGAACAAGCAUUUGACUGUUACAAGAAGCAUAUAGAUGAUCCUCAUGGUGAUAACAAGAAUGACUUAUCAAUUGAGACUCUCGUUAAUGCCUUAAGGUGCACAAGCAAGUCUGGAAGUUACACUGCAAUGUCUGCUUCACUGAUAAAUGGUUUAAGUUUCAAUGUGUGCAAGUAAAUGAACUAACUUUACAUAAGUGGCUUGACAUGCCCACAUUUUCACUGUGUACAUAUGUGAUAUAUCCUCUUGUCCUGUGGAUACCAGAGGUGCAAAGAUAAGAAAGGAUGAUGAUAAGUAUCACCAUAGACUUGUCUCUUUUGCAGAGCAAAACUUAAAACUUGUACGCAGGCUCGUACGCUCUUUUUAGUAUAAAACAACCAGUGAUAAAUCUUUUUAAACUUAAAUGUGGGGAGGGGGGAGUAGAACCAUGUUAGAAUGAGAGAAAACAAAUUAUAUAUAUAUAGUUAAAUACAGAACAGAUAUCAUUUUAUUAAGUUCAUUUGCACUUCCAUUAACCAUUAUUCAAUUAAUUUGUUACUUGUUUACAUUCAGAUUUUAUAAUAAAGUAUUAUUUCCUGUUA